AUGAGUGAGGAGGAGGGGUUUUCGCCCUCCCAAAAAUCCCAGACAGGGCAAGAACAUCCUUCAGCUUCUUUACACAAGCUCGCCAACAGGAAGCCUUUGCUUCAACCCGUCCCUCCACGCAGGCCCCCCUUCUAUCUCCUCUUGUCUCCUGUGUCUCCUCUUCCCUACCAUCCGGCUGCAGGGACAGGUCUUCCUCGUCCUGUCGGAUGCUUCCUUCCCCAUUCCACUCACCGAUCUGCAUGUCACGUUGGACCACAUGCUGACUGGUGCAGCGAAUGGUUUGAUGAUACGGAGGGCGGUAAUGGGCCGUGGAGUCUUUUCCCGCCCGGUUCCUACAAGAAAUGCCCUAGUCCUGCGACUAGUCGCCUAGUCUUGCUAGUCUACGGACCUGACGGAGGAGGCUGCGACGAAGAGUCCACCCGUGCUGCCUCUGGGCUUCAGUCAGGGCUUCCCUCCUUUCUUUCCUUUCCCACCCCUCUUGGUAUUUUUCCCUUGUCGACUCUCUUUUUAUCCCCUGCUUGCUUUUUCCUAUUCGGUUGUGACCUUGUUUGUCUCCCUUGCAGAAGACUGACCCCACUGCUACACACACUAACGGACUCGUACAUCGUAUGGAUCCUUCGUGUGAACCACGUCGUCUUUUUCCCCCUCUUCUCUCCCCUUCUGUCCCCCCCAUGUGCCAUUGCGGCUGCGUCACCCACCUUGGGCCGAUGGUGGCCCUUGUCUCUCCCUCCUGGCGCUCGUGUCACAUCCCUGAGUGGAAGAUCCCACGACAACGCCCAACGGACUUGGACAUAG
Molecule: messenger RNA, 795 nt
Organism: Aspergillus neoniger CBS 115656
Lineage: Eukaryota; Fungi; Ascomycota; Eurotiomycetes; Eurotiales; Aspergillaceae
Exons: 5
Coding region: 1-795 (264 amino acids)
Source: RefSeq, a predicted model, not a curated record